Molecule: messenger RNA, 2001 nt
Organism: Plasmopara halstedii
Lineage: Eukaryota; Oomycota; Peronosporomycetes; Peronosporales; Peronosporaceae
Product: anaphase-promoting complex
Exons: 4
Coding region: 1-2001 (666 amino acids)
Biological process (GO): cell division
Cellular component (GO): anaphase-promoting complex
Molecular function (GO): protein binding
Source: RefSeq, a predicted model, not a curated record
AUGCAAAAGCGUGAAGUGAUUGCGACUCAGCUGCGCGCUGCGGUACGUGAUCUACGUAUUCGUGGACUAAAGCAGGCUGCGCGAUUUUCAGCGGAACUUUUGCUUGGAUUGGGGGGCCUUACACACAGUACGCCGUCGUCUUCACCAAGGAUAUCUGCAGAGGUGGAUGGCAAAAAUGAGUGCUGGACUGAAGUGGAUGGCGAAAAUGAGUGCUGGGCAGAAACUGAUCGCUUUGAAGCAGCAAAAGCCUGCUUUGAUUUAGAUGAAUUUCUCCGUGCUCACCACAUGCUUUCAAAUACUGAAACAUGUUCUGAUAGUGGAAAUUCAGACGAGCUAUGUCAUCUUUCAAAAAAGUCGUUUUUUCUCAAAUAUUUUGCGCUGUAUCUGGCAGGAGAAAAAGCAAAGGAGGAAAUGGAUCUUGAGAUGAAUAUAACUGGCAGAGGCAAAGAAAUUGACCGCAACAUGCACCGCCAGGGCUCAAAUCCUUAUUUAAAAGAGCUGUAUUUGGCACUCAGCACGGCAUAUCAGCAGAACACGCUUGAUGGGUUUGGCCUCUACCUGUAUGCUGUCGUUCUUAAACGUCUUGGCUACACCACCUGCACAGGAAGCACCAAAGCUCAAUCAUCGACACCGGUCAGUAUGAAAAGCAGCUAUCGUGCAGAUUUCGCCAAAGAGCAGAAGCGACAGCAACUGCAUGUUUUCAACAGUAGUCAUAAAACAAGCAAAAGCGAAUCGAAAAUCAACACUGCGACGUUCGACGUUACAACGCGAUUUAUUCUAGUUGAGUCUAUCCGGCGUUAUCCUUGGAAUUGGUCAGCUUGGAUGGAGCUAGCAGCUCACUCUCCCUUCAUAUCCAGCGAAGAAGAAGUCAUUCUUGCAACGAGUUGUCCGUGGAUGUUUCAAUUAUUUCAGGCGCACGUCCUUCUUGAUCAACAGCAGAAUGAUGCGGCACGCGCACUGCUCACGAACUUAGAGGAACAAUUUCCAAAAAGUACUUACCUUCUGUCUCAGCAAGCACUGGCAAGCUACCAUAUCAGAGAUUUUGAUCAGUCACAAGAACAAUUUGAGCGACUAGCCCAUCAGGAUCCGAAUCGAAUAGAGAGCAUGGAUGUGUAUUCAAACGUGCUGUACGUUAAGGAGGACAAAAUAGAGCUCAGUCGAUUAGCUCAUCGGGCGUUAAAGGUGGCGAAAUAUCGACCAGAGACAUGCUGCAUCAUUGGAAAUUACUAUUCUCUUAAAAACAAACACGAUCGCGCAGUCAUCUACUUCCAUCGCGCUUUAAAAUUAGACCCAAAUUUUCUUUCGGCCUGGACUCUCAUUGGGCACGAGUAUAUUGAGAUGAAGAACACAAGUGCAGCUAUUGAAGCCUAUCGUCACGCUGUUGAUCUCAAUGCACGAGAUUAUCGUGCAUGGUAUGGGCUAGGACAGGCCUACGAGAUUCUCAACAUGUUUUUGUACAGUAUCUACUAUUAUCGCAAAUCGGUGGCUAUUCGCCCCUACGAUGCACGUAUGUGGUGCGCUUUGGGUGGCUGCUAUGAAAAGCUGGACAAAGUGGAUGAAGCUCUUGCGUGCUUUCAUCGUGCCGUCAAUAACCAGGAUCGCGAAGGCAUCGCUUCGUUUCACCUCGGUCGUCUAUAUGCAGCAAGUGGUCGACCACACGAAGCUGCCAAGUUCUACUUGAUGCAUCUUGGUCUUCGAAGUAUUGAAGCAUCAGCUUUUGAGGAUGUUGAUGAGAAGAUUAAGCCUGUCGGGUCUGAUGACACUGCGGAACAACAGCAGGAAAUUCUCGUGCUUCCUGCCGGCAGUUGUGAAAAUAUACGCGUUGACACUCCUCAGUCAUUAACAGCAAUACUUUUUCUUGCUAGUUUUUUUAAACAGCUGGGAAAGUAUACCGAAGCGACAAUUUUUUGCAACCGUCUGUUAGACAUGCAAGGACCUGAAAGAGAGGAAGCCAAAGCUCUUUUGCGCGAAAUACAUAGCCUCAUGGCGACUUUGAUAUGA